AUGUCCCACUACAUCGAAGCCCGUCGCGAUGAUGAGCGCUUCACCGCGCGGCUGGAGGAGGUGAACAGGGAGAUGGACGGUCUUCUUCUCAAGACGUCACGCACGCGGCACGAGCUUGACUGCUCGGCUGCGGAGGUCCACAUGGGAGUGCCGUUGAACUUUCAUCCGCACAAUGUUCCUGGCCGCGUCCACCUCGCCCCGUCGGAUCCCACCGGUGGCCUGCCCGGGCCGCUACCGGCGCGAGAUGAUCUCGCCCGAAAUUUAGUGCUCGCUGAGCUCUCCCAGUGGUCGCGCUCGCAUCUUCCGAGCCUCGUUGCCCGGGUCGUCGAGGACCAGGUGCAGCAGCAGCUGCUGAGCCUGCGAGACAGUGUAGAAGUCCGCGCCCGCCAAGCCAAAGUGGAGAAGGCAGCGAGGGACGCGGCCGAGCAGGUGCGCGUGCACCGAGCAGAUAUGCAUGCUGCCUUUUUGGCCGUGCAGGAGGAGACGCAGCGCGCCAUGGAGGAGCAUCAGCGAACGGUAAAGCGCCAACUCGCGGCGUGGGGUGAGGAGUUGAGGCGUGUGCAAGAGGACGUGCUAGCACAGAAGCAGCAGAACGCCAACACCGGUGAUCGGCAGGAACAACGGAUCAGUGAGGCUCUUCAGCGGCAGCAGGCUCACGUGCAGGAGACGUUUGAGACGCUGGAGCACGAGCUGCAGCGUUGGCGGCAGACGACGAGCCGAGCGGUCCAUAAGGAGGCAGAAGAGCUGCGUGCGCAGCAUCACGCACUCGGGAAUCAUGUGGCACAGAUACAGGGGAUGAUGACAAGUACGGCAGACAUGGUGGCCCACUGCACGGCAGAGAUGCAGCGCUUAAUGGAUCACGCGGUGAGCCGCAGCAGCGAAGUCCGCGUCUGUCGGCGUGAUGUGAACCGACUUGAGAUGCUCGUGCGAUGCUAUGCGCUCCAGACAGUGUUGCCUACGGGUGGUACAGGCAGCAGCGGCGCCAACGACAAGAGCACAGCGUCAUCUGCCGCCCCCGUGGUGUUGAAUAGGCUCACCCAAGAGAUGGCUCGAUUCUCGGACUCGCUGCACGCGAUUGCGAGCCGCAUCAAUUACCUGGACUGUGACGUCCGACAGCUCGAGAUGGCGGUUGCGCGCGGCACUACGGCUAGCUGUGGACAAGGCAGCUAUCACGGCAGCAUGCGAGUCAUGGAUGAGGAGAGCUUGUACGGUCGAAAAUGUUCCUCUACGCGUCGUCCCAGCUACAGCCACCUUUCGAACGUCACGGAACUGCACGGGCAUCUCGUCUCCGGCGGCUUCGCCAGCCCGCCCUCGCCGUUCGGGUACAAUGAGAAUGUCAACGUGAAUCCCACUCGCAGCGGUGCCGCCGCAAACAAGUUCAGCGCCACGUGUGUUCCUCCGGUCUCCUCAACGCAGCCGGUCGGUGCGGGGGGUGCACCGGGAAGGAGACAUUCUGGCGCUGCUGGCCUCGGUGUGCAGCCGUCCCUCACACCCCUCAUGUCUGCUUCGCCGUCGCCCGCGACGCGUCAGCUACCGAGGUCUCGCCUCAGCAGCAGCAACUCGCGCUUCGAGGGUGAAGCCUGUGAUUCCCAUCCAAUGCCUGCGGUGGUGGGCGAGGUGCACUCGGCGCCUAACGCGGAGGCCAAGGACGUGAUCCUGCGAAGUGCGGCGGUUGAAGCCGGUUUGCAGCCACCGCCGCAGCACCGCGCCACGCCGGGAGGCAUCAUCCUAGUCGAAACAGGCGAGAGCGACACUCGGCGAGUUGUUGUGGCCAAGCCGACGGCGGCAAAGUCUGUUGUGCACAGUAGGUCUCUCCCUGACGUUUCGGUGGACGCGUCGCAAAUUGUGAGAGAAGACGCACUGCAUUCACUGACCCACCAGCGCAACGUUUCUUCAUGCUCCGCCUCUACACUUUCCGCAGGCAACGUGGAUGCCACUUUCCUGGUCAAAAGACCUCGCUCAUCCCUUGCAGAUAGCGAAGCAGUCUCAGUAGCCGAGGAGGAUGCUUUUCUGAAGCACAGCGACUCAGACCACGCGGAAAGUCCGGUCGUGGCGACGCCGCACUCACCAGUGGAUUCGUAUGUGAGCGACACCCGAGAAGUAGCGCAGUACACACCCGCCCAAGCCAACGACUCGGAGAGCGAGCGUGACAAUCAAGUGAUCGUCCGCUCCGCCCUCGACUAG
Molecule: messenger RNA, 2184 nt
Organism: Leishmania mexicana MHOM/GT/2001/U1103
Lineage: Eukaryota; Euglenozoa; Kinetoplastea; Trypanosomatida; Trypanosomatidae
Exons: 1
Coding region: 1-2184 (727 amino acids)
Source: RefSeq, a predicted model, not a curated record